This is a messenger RNA of Ogataea parapolymorpha DL-1, 1278 nucleotides long. RefSeq lists its product as uncharacterized. Bases 1 to 1278 code for a protein of 425 amino acids. The record is from RefSeq and is a predicted model, not a curated record. The transcript has a single exon. Gene Ontology annotation, biological process: DNA-templated transcription. Lineage: Eukaryota; Fungi; Ascomycota; Pichiomycetes; Pichiales; Pichiaceae. Gene Ontology annotation, molecular function: DNA binding; zinc ion binding.
AUGAAAGGAGCUUUCAAAAAGCCCCCAAUUGAGACGCAGCGCAGAUACGUCACGUUGUACCUCGAUAACCUGUAUCCUCUCUAUCCAGUGGUAGAUAGAGAUAUUAUCGACCAUUUGGACACAACUCCGCCGUUGCUGCUUAACGCAAUGAUGAUGUGUGGCGUCAGAUACGAUACAAACCUAAAACCUGCCGAGAUCAGAGAAACAGCUGAGCAAUUGCGCCGCAAGUGCGAGCUGCUCAAAUUGUGCGAACUCAACAAAAUUACGCUGAUCCAGGGGUUUCUACUGAUGAGCAACCAGGAGGAAUCGCCAACUGGCCCGCAAGUUGCUCGCGAGUAUGUUUCCCGGGCAUGUAUUUUGAUCACAGACUUGGCGUUGCACAACAACGCAGCACGGAACCAACUGUCCAAGCUGGAGACAAACACGCUUGACCACAGCACAGGAUCUAUUUUCUUCAGGCUGUCACACAAAGUGUCGCUGCUUACACGAUUAUUUUGGACAUCUUUCUGUCUGGACAGAGUCCUAACCAUUACCUCGUGCGCUACAAUGUUCUACAACACCUUAGACCUAGCAGUGGACACCGUGAAGCUUGAGGAUUUUGACGGCAACAACAGGGAUUUUGAGAUUUUCCGCCGCUGGUACCAAAUAUGCGACCUGCUAGAGCGAAUUCUUGUAUGCAGGUACCGUCCGCCAGGCAACCGUUCGCUGGACCUAAAUCUCGAAAGAGAUAUUUUAAGUUUGUGCAACAGAGGUGUCGAUGACGACACUCGCAGACUGAUCGGCGACACAUAUACGCGAUUUUUACGCAUCUGCGGUGACUUCUGUGGAAUCAUGUACCUGCGCUCCAAAGUCGAUUUUGUCAGCAUUUUGGAAGACGAGGUCGAAGGACAGCAGCUGCUCCACACCGACUCUCCUUUGUCAGACAACAAAAUGCACUAUCUUUCGCGUUUUGCCAGAAACAUCAUUGACCAGAGUAAGGGAGAACAAGUACAGCAGAUCAUGACGAUACACGCCGUUCUGCACGUAAUGGUCCUUCUGUACUUGGAAAUUGAAGCUAGGCAGCAGGUGCAGACCACGUCACAUGACCCGCUCACGGUGCUCAACUACAAAAAGUCGCUCUUCAAUUACUGUCUUUCAUUUCUCGACCAGAACGGCUGCAAAUGGUUUUUCAGCGCCGCGUGCUACCAUUUGUUCGUGGACCUUAUUUCCUCGCCCAGAAAAAAUAUUAAAAGCUCGCAGGAUCUCCUGUCUCUGCUGUUUGACAGCAACUUGGCAUAA